This is a messenger RNA of Arabis nemorensis, 885 nucleotides long. Lineage: Eukaryota; Viridiplantae; Streptophyta; Magnoliopsida; Brassicales; Brassicaceae. The record is from the annotation of a GenBank genome assembly.
AUGUUGUUUGAGGGGAUUACAAAGCAACCACCUUCACUUCUUGAUCUUUGCGUUAGGACAGCGAUUGAUAAUGUAAGAUACAUUGGAUAUGUUGGUGGUGUUGAUUUUCAGCUACUAGAGCAGAUUCUGCAACAUUGUACAUUAGAACAGCUGAAGCAUAUAGAGGAUGCUACUGAUGAUACAGAUCUUAGUCCUGUCACUGAUAAAUUUUGGAAGAGAUUCUAUGAGAAACAGUAUGGUUUAAUGAACUUGAAUGCUGUCAUGGAGAAGAUGAAGCGGAAUAAAGUAGAUUUCAAGUGGCGAGAGUUAUAUGAGGCAAAGCUAAUAGCCGUGCAAGAAGCUGAGGAGGAAGCUGUUGAUCGACUGAAGCAACGUUACAAGAAGGAAGAUGCAAGGAAACUAAGUCGACAAACUAAGCUCUGUUCGAAAGCUCCUCCAAGCAAAAAACCAUUCUGGGGUAAUAGUGUAUCAGGUUACAACCUUUCGAAUGUCAAGAGCAACAUCAUGAAGAAGGCAAAACUAGAUCUUUAUAAGAGUCAAGAAGUGAAAAAUCUCACUGCAAUUAAAAGGAACACGAUUCAGAAGAGUUUCAGUAUAUCUGCUCCAAAGAGGACCGCCUUAUCUGCGAGUGUGCCUUCAACUUCAAGGAGCACAUAUCGUGGUGAAGAAGUGAAAAAUCUUACAGCAAUUAAAGGGAACACAAUUCAGAAGAGUUUCAGUAUUUCUGCUCCUAAGAGGACUGGCCUGUCCACGAACAUGCCUUCAACUUCAAGAAGCAACUCUAGUGGGGAAAGAAGUCUACCUCCAAAGAGGAUCAACGGUCUUCUUCGGACUGCUCCUUCAACUUCGAGAAAUGCAGCAACCAAACGAAAACAUGCAAUGUAA